Arachis duranensis is the source of this 696-nucleotide messenger RNA. RefSeq lists its product as uncharacterized. The record is from RefSeq and is a predicted model, not a curated record. Bases 1 to 696 code for a protein of 231 amino acids. Lineage: Eukaryota; Viridiplantae; Streptophyta; Magnoliopsida; Fabales; Fabaceae. Gene Ontology annotation, molecular function: catalytic activity. The transcript has a single exon.
AUGAUUGUGUUCUCAUGGAAUGUAAGAGGUGCUGUUGGAAAGGCUUUCAGCAGAGCCUGUAAAGAAUAUAUUAGGGUCCAUAAACCAGACAUUGUGGUUCUUCAAGAGACAAGAUGUAGUGGUGAUAAUGUAAAAAAGGUAAUAAAAAACUUGGGCUUCAAUAACUUUAUUUUGGUGGAGGCUGGGGGGUAUAGUGGAGGGAUUUGGAUUCUUUGGAGAAAUGAUAAUUUCAACAUUAAACCUAUUCAACUUCAUAGUCAAUACAUUUACGCAAUUGUGGAGGAGAAUAACAAGGCCCACUGGCUUCUUUCUAUCAUCUAUGGUAGCCCUAGAGAGAUGGAGAGAAGGGAAGCGUGGGAAGAAAUCAGAGAGUUUGCAAGAAGCAACACUAAACCUUGGUUGAUGGUAGGUGACUUCAAUGCCAUUGCCAACAUUAAUGAAAAGAAAGGAGGUGUCCCUGCUGAUAGAAGAAAAUGCUUGGAAUUUGCAAACUGGAUCUCAGACUGCAAUCUCAUAGACAUGGAAGCUAAGGGUUCAAAGUUCACGUGGAGGGGAGCUGUUAGGGACAAUAGGGAUCGUGUUUUUGAAAGGCUCGAUAGGGGUCUAUGCAAUAGUGAUUGGCGAAUCCAAUUCCCAGAAGCUUAUAUGAUGUGCCUAACCCGCACCCACUCAGCCCAUCACCCAGCUUCAAGAUAG